Messenger RNA from Vitrella brassicaformis, 1104 nucleotides. Lineage: Eukaryota; Vitrellaceae. The record is from the annotation of a GenBank genome assembly.
CCACCAGAGCCAAUCCUUUGAGAUCCGACACGGCAGACUUAAGCCUCCAUGGACACGAAGAGCUUCGAGAGCGCACCGCUGGCCAUCUUGACUCGAGAUGCUCCCAUGGGCGACUCCUGCACACACACACAGUGCACACACACGCACACACACACACACAUGCCGCAUUCACUCACACACGUCACACUUACACAUCGCUCUCAGGUCACUCACCGCGGCCUUUGUCGCCAGGUAAUCUAGUGCCUCUGGCGGCCCCUGUCACACACACGCAGAACACACAAAUAGCGAAGGCAUGGCUGAUGUGGUGUGUUUGUGCCGCAGGUGACAGAGAGAGAGCUACCUGUGAGUGUAGUCCCUCUAGCAUAGUGAGAGUGUCGUAGAUGUUGCGCAGCACACCAACCUGCACACACACACAUGAGGCAACACAAUCAAGCGGUGAUGCUUGUCUAAUGGGAGGCCUUUCGUUCGUUGCAGUGACUGACCGACUCAUCUGCUUGCGCGUCGCUGCCGAGCAAACCGCCACCUUCAGCGGCUGACACACACACACACACACACACAUCGAUGAGCCGUCAUGUGUGUGUGUGUGUGUGUGUGUGUGGUGGUGCUGCCUGCCUUCAGCUCACCUGCAGCCGCCGCUUGUUGGUUGAUCGUGUGUGCCAUGUGUCAAUCACUCACUCACCACCAAUUGCUCACCACAACGAGCGAACACCUGCACAACACAGCACAGCACAGACACAAACACCGUGGUGUGAUUGAUGUGCCCGCCGUCAACGAGUGAGUCUCUCGUGGUGCUCACCCGCCAGUCAGCCGGUCUGGUCGGUCAUUGAUUACUCAAGCUGUCAAGGCGCCUACCGAUCUGCAGUCACUCACACACAAGCAAAGCUAUUACGUCCAAUCUGACCGCUCUUUCUCCAUGCUGCUGCACGCACAUGCCAAUCAGUGACCGACACAAACCUGACGCCGAAUGGCCGACGAAUGAGUGCAUGAGUGGGCUCUGCGGUGUCCGUCUGUCUGCAGCAGCGUCGGAUGAGAGAGGCGUUCGUGCGAACCGAUGAGUGCGGCUGAGAGAUUCUGCAAUGCCGAGCUGUACAGCUCUCACUGACG